AAAAAGUUGGCAGGCCGACAGGAGAGCUGUGUCUGCAUCCAUCGCUGAGAGAAGGCCCGUGCAGUACGGGGCGGGCCAGGAGCAAGGAGAGGCCUUCCUCCCUUUGUGCUCCCCCCGCCCCCCAGCCCUAUAAAUAGGCCCAGCCCAGGCUGAGGCUCAGCCCUUGGAGGGAGUUGAGCACCAGGCAGUGAGCAGCCUCCAGCCAAGACCCUGCAAGCAUGGCCAGUGAGUUCAAGAAGAAACUCUUCUGGAGGGCUGUGGUGGCCGAGUUCCUGGCCAUGACCCUCUUCGUCUUCAUCAGCAUCGGUUCUGCCCUGGGCUUUAAUUACCCAUUGGGGGGAAACCAGACAGCGGUUCAGGACAACGUAAAGGUGUCACUGGCAUUCGGACUGAGCAUUGCCACGCUGGCCCAGAGUGUGGGCCACAUCAGCGGUGCCCAUCUCAACCCAGCGGUCACUCUGGGGCUAUUGCUCAGCUGCCAGAUCAGCAUCCUUCGGGCAGUCAUGUACAUUAUUGCCCAGUGUGUGGGGGCCAUCGUUGCCACCGCCAUCCUCUCAGGCAUCACCUCCUCCCUGCCCAUGAACUCACUCGGCCGCAAUGACCUGGCCCCUGGUGUGAACUCAGGCCAGGGUCUGGGCAUCGAAAUCAUUGGCACCCUGCAGCUGGUGCUGUGUGUGCUGGCUACCACUGACCGGAGGCGCCGCGACCUUGGUGGCUCGGCUCCUCUUGCCAUCGGUUUCUCUGUGGCCCUGGGACACCUGCUGGCGAUCGACUACACUGGCUGUGGUAUUAACCCUGCCAGGUCCUUCGGCUCUGCGGUGCUCACUCACAAUUUCAACAACCACUGGAUUUUCUGGGUGGGGCCGUUCAUCGGGGGUGCCCUGGCAGUGCUGAUCUACGACUUCAUCCUGGCCCCCCGCAGCAGUGACCUCACAGACCGCAUGAAAGUGUGGACCAAUGGCCAGGUGGAGGAAUAUGACCUGGAUGCCGAUGAGAUCAACUCUCGGGUGGAGAUGAAGCCCAAAUAGAGAGGAUCUGGCCUGGGUGUCCAUGUAGGGGGUGGGGUGGGGCAGGGAUGGGCAGAGGGAGGGGAGGGCUAAAAUCCAUAUUAUAGACACUCUGACAAGCUGGCCAAAGUCACUCCCCAAAGAUCUGCCAGACCUGUGUGGUCUAGGUCCAGUCUCAUUUGGGGACAGUUCUAUCUCUUUCUUUCUCUGUUUCCAGCUCGCUCCCUGACAUCUCAGAGGAGGUGAAAUGGAGGGACCUACCUGCUAGUUGUCCCCUCAGAGUGUGAAGGGAGGUGUGCCAGAAAAUCCCUGCUCAUCCCAAGGUUGCUCACCACCUCACCUGCCACAGGUGCCUGGGGUUGUGCCAUUAUUGCUUUGUGCUUUGGAGCAUGGCCCCCCUUCUCCUAACAGGCAUCUGGCUCCCCAAGGGUGCUUCGAGGGGGAAGAGAUCCCAGGAGGUACUGUGGAGUGGGGCAAGUUGCAGACAAGCUUUGCCCUUUCAGAUUGUCUUGCUCCUAGCUCCUCCCUUGGACUUGCUGCCUGACCUUGGAAUUGUCCUCAUCUCAGGGCCUCAGUGACCCCAUCUGUAAAGCAGCAGGGAGGGGAAGAGUUAUAUGGAUUCUGUAAGUGAAGACACACCACAGGUUCUAGAAGGUACAGUCCAGACCAUCACAACUUUGUCAACCUGCCCUGAGCUCUGUCCCCAAGUAUAGCUGUGUGCUUGUGUGCACACAUGGAUGAGCUUCCAAGCAGAGAGAUGGUCCAGGUAGUUGGAAAUGCCUGCUCCAUGAGGGGCAUGUUUUCUGCUGUUGUAGAAGGAAAGCCAUUUAGAGGGCAUGGAGGAGUAUCCAUGUACUCUCAUGGAUUCUAGUUGAUGUGCUUUCUGCCUGCCAUGACAUCAACUUGAUCAUUACUUCCUCUUGCCAGUUUAGACACUAUGUGCAUGCGUGUUUAUUAAAGAGCACUUGGGUUAUCUGAGGUCCUAAGCCUGAGGACAGAAUGAUCCAGAUGUGUAACAGUCUAUGGAGGUAUAUGCCCCUGCUGGGUGCUGAGGGGUUCCCAAGCCCCCAACUGAUCCUGAGCAGGGAGGAAUGCUGCAGCCCACAAACAGUUCAGAGCACAGAAUCUGCUGGGGCUCUCCAUCUUUCACUCAGCUCUCUACCUAAGUCCAUUCAAUCCCACCAGGCCAGAGCAGCUCCAUCACUGUGCCCUUAACCAUGUUGCUAGUGCAAAUGGAGAGACACACUUAGGGAGGCCUUAGAAGCAGGGAGAAAGCCAGAAGGCCUGGGUGGUAACCAGCAUUUCAUAUCUACACACUCUCUUCCAUUCCUCAGCAGGAACUCCUUGUUCAUUUAACAGAUAAGGAAACUGAGGCCCUGGGUCUCACAGCUCGAUAAGGAUCUGAACAGUCUUAGCAACCAUGGGCAUGUUUGACUACUCCAUGGACCAUGAGGUGGACCCCUCUUGUUCCCAGCUUCUCAGUUUCUGCCUGGGCAAUGGCCAGGGCCAGGCUAUGAAGGGUAUGUUGGAGGGACAGGCAAAUGACGCCCCUGCCUGGUUCUGGCUACUAUACCCAGGGCCCUGGAUCUGUCUGCUCUGCAUAUGUCUCUUUGGAAUUGGAAUUUCAUUAUAUGUUAAGGAAAUAAAGGAAAAUGACUUUCAAGGUCAUCCAGGUAUCCUUCUUUCUUUUGGCAUGCAUUCCCUCAGGGUUCUUUGGUUUGUGAGGAUACAGCCCUACUGCCAAGGACCUAGUCUGGGGACUGGUGCAGCUACACCAUGGAACCCUCUUGGAGGGACAUGGGCUGUACUCCUUCCUACCCAGUGGGUGACUGUGCAAGCCUGGGAGCAGCUGUGAAGACAGAUGUUCUG
Molecule: messenger RNA, 2876 nt
Organism: Castor canadensis (American beaver)
Lineage: Eukaryota; Metazoa; Chordata; Mammalia; Rodentia; Castoridae
Gene: Aqp1
Product: aquaporin 1 (Colton blood group)
Biological process (GO): renal water transport; carbon dioxide transmembrane transport; hyperosmotic response
Cellular component (GO): membrane
Molecular function (GO): carbon dioxide transmembrane transporter activity; glycerol transmembrane transporter activity; water channel activity
Source: RefSeq, a predicted model, not a curated record